CCUUUAUAUAAGGCCACAAAUAUUAUGGAAUAUAUACGUGAUCAUUUUCUCUCAAAUCUUUAGGAGAAAAGCAGUUCAACUAGAGCCCAUUUGAUCUAUAUAUACGUCUGGAACAGAGUUUAUGGUGGAUAUGUCGUGUGAGGGUUGCGUGAAGUCCGUGAAGGGUAAAUUGCAGAAUGUUGAAGGAGUUAAGAAUGUCGAUGUAGAUCUAAGUAACCAAGUCGUUAGGGUUCUCGGGUCUUCACCUGUGAAGAUGCUGACGGAAGCAUUGGAGCAAACUGGUCGAAAGUCUCGACUGAUUGGACAAGGAGUUCCAGAAGAUUUCCUUAUAUCUGCUGCUGUAGCCGAAUUCAAAGGACCAGAUAUUUUUGGCGUUGUUCGCUUGGCCCAAGUGAAUAUGGAAUUGGCUCGGAUUGAAGCUAACUUUAGCGGACUAUCACCAGGAAAACAUGGUUGGUCCAUCAAUGAAUUCGGCGAUCUCACAAGAGGUGUAGCUAGCACUGGAAAACUGUACAGUCCAACAACUGACACUGAAAAGCUACUCGGUGACCUGGGGACACUAGACGUUGAUGAGAAAGGUGAUGCAUUUUAUUCUGGCGUUAAGGAGAAGCUGAGAAUUGCAGAGCUCAUAGGGAGGGCCAUUGCGGUGUAUGAAACUGAAGAUAAAAGAGAUCCAGGACUUAAAGCAGCAGUGAUAGCUAGAAGUGCUGGAGUUGGUGAGAAUUACAAGAAACUUUGCACCUGCGAUGGGACAACUAUUUGGGAAGCAAGCAGUAAAAUUUGAGAGCUUGAUUAUAACCUCACCUGCUGUAUUUGUAAGUGUACAAGUUUUUAAACUAUGUACACUACACUUGUUUAUUACAUUUUACAGAAUUAAAUUACUAUGAUGUUUAAAAAUAAAAAGGUUUUGCUGAUAAAAUCAUUUUGUUUAUUAGCCA
This is a messenger RNA of Ipomoea triloba (trilobed morning glory), 938 nucleotides long. Its product is annotated as copper chaperone for superoxide dismutase, chloroplastic/cytosolic-like. Gene Ontology annotation, molecular function: superoxide dismutase activity; copper ion binding. Bases 122 to 784 code for a protein of 220 amino acids. Gene Ontology annotation, biological process: removal of superoxide radicals. The transcript has 5 exons. Lineage: Eukaryota; Viridiplantae; Streptophyta; Magnoliopsida; Solanales; Convolvulaceae. The record is from RefSeq and is a predicted model, not a curated record.